CCGCCCCUCCCCAAGAUGGCCGCCCUCGCCUCAGCGGGCACUUCCGGCGCGGCCUGGCGCUCCCCGGCGCUCUCGGGCGCGGGCCAUGGCGCUGAUGCUGCUGCUGCGGGGCUGCCGGCGGCACCGGGCGGCCUGGGCCUGCGCUCGGCACCGCGCCGGCACCGGGGCCCUUGCCGUGGGACGCGGCCCGCAGUCAAAACUCUUGCAAAUUUGGAGCUGGCUCCAGCUCUCUGUUUGGCCUUGGCUUUCGGCCUGGAGAAGAGGAGGCUAUGGGGAGACCUUAUCACUGCCUACAAUUACCUGAAAGGAGGUUGUAGAGAGAGCCUUUUGUCGCAAACACUUUCCCCCACAUGUCAAGGUCUCAGUGGAAUCCUGGUGAAACAACACUUAAUUCGAGAUCCAGUCAGGCUUUGGAAUCUCUUAGGUAGCACUCACUAUUUUACUACUUCAAGCUCUCAGGGGAGUAACCAGAAGAAUGGAGGAUUCAAAAAGAAAUCUCCGCAGGAGGAGGAUGAGGAGGAGAAGCGCAGGAAAAAGGAACAUCAGAUGCACCUCGAACGCUUACGGGCACUGCUCAUCAUCACUUUCAUAGUGCUGAUGUUCCGAUUCACGGUCAGCGAGAACAGAGAAGGGACCAACAUUUCCUGGAACUACUUUGUGAAUGAGAUGCUGGCAAAGGGAGAGGUCCAGAGGAUCGAGGUGGUGCCAGAGAGUGACAUUGUGGAAAUCUAUCUGCACCCAGGAGGAACUCCGCACGGACAAGUUAAUGUUACCCUGUUGUUCACAAUGCGGGUGGCAAACAUUGACAAGUUUGAAGAGAAGCUGAGAGCUGUGGAGGAUGAGCUGAAUAUUGAUGAGAAAGACAGAAUCCCCGUUUCCUACAAACAUCCUGGAUUUUAUGGAAACGAUAUCAUCUCUCUGAUAGUGACACUUGUGGCUGUGUCCAUGUUGUGGAGCAUCUUCCGCCUUAUUAGGGUUGCAAGCCGGGUAGGAGGAUUCAAUGCCUUGAACCAGCUGAAAAUGGCUCGUUUCACCAUUGUGGAUGGGAAAUCUGGAAAAGGGAUUGGCUUCAAGGAUGUAGCGGGAAUGCAUGAGGCGAAAAUGGAAGUCAAAGAAUUCGUGGACUAUUUAAAGAGUCCUGAUCGCUACCUUCAGCUCGGGGCUAAAGUGCCCAAGGGUGCCUUAUUACUUGGACCGCCAGGCUGUGGGAAGACGCUGCUGGCGAAGGCUGUGGCUACAGAAGCACAAGUGCCGUUUUUGGCCAUGGCAGGCUCCGAGUUUGUGGAGGUGAUAGGAGGUCUUGGAGCAGCCAGAGUUCGGAGCCUCUUCAGAGAAGCCCAGGCUCGUGCACCCUGCAUCGUGUACAUCGAUGAAAUUGAUGCAGUGGGCAAGAAGCGCUCAACCAAUAUAUCUGGGUUUGCUAAUGCUGAAGAGGAGCAGACCUUAAACCAGCUGCUGGUGGAAAUGGACGGAAUGGGGACCACAGAUCAUGUCAUAGUGCUGGCUUCCACCAACCGUGCUGAUGUCUUGGAUAAUGCCUUGAUGAGACCUGGGAGGCUUGACAGGCACAUCUUUAUUGAUCUUCCAACACUCCAGGAGAGAAGAGAGAUCUUUGAGCAGCACCUGAAGGGUCUCAAGCUGAUCCAAGACGCCAGCUUCUACUCGCAGCACCUUGCUGAGCUGACUCCAGGCUUCAGUGGAGCUGACAUAGCGAAUAUAUGCAAUGAAGCUGCUCUUCACGCCGCUAGAGAAGGUCACAAAUCUAUCGAUACUUUUAACUUUGAGUAUGCUGUGGAAAGAGUCCUUGCAGGCACUGCCAAAAGAAGUCAGAUCUUGUCACCAGAAGAGAGGAAGGUUGUGGCAUUUCACGAAUCGGGUCACGCGCUGGUUGGCUGGCUGCUGGAGCACACCGAGGCGGUGAUGAAGGUUUCCAUAGCCCCUCGAACAAACGCAGCUCUCGGCUUCGCUCAGAUCCUUCCGAGAGAGCAGUACCUCUUCACCAAGGAACAGCUGCUGGAGAGGAUGUGUAUGGCGCUGGGGGGCAGAGUGGCCGAGGCCAUCACCUUCAACAGGGUCACUACAGGAGCACAGGAUGACCUGAAGAAGGUGACCAAGAUAGCCUACUCCAUGGUGAAGCAGUAUGGGAUGGUGCCCAGCAUUGGCCAGCUCUCUUUCCCAGACCUGGAGAGUACAGCUGGAAUUGGUCGGCGCCCUUUCAGCCAGGGACUUCAGCAGAUGAUGGACCAUGAAGCAAAAGUCCUGGUGGCUCAGGCUUACCGGCGCACAGAAAAACUCUUAUUGGAGAACCGGGACAAGCUGCAAACACUGUCUAACGCCCUCCUGGAGAAAGAAGUGAUAAAUUAUGAUGACAUUGAAGCUUUGAUUGGGCCUCCACCCUAUGGGCCGAAGAAAAUGAUAGCUCCUCAGAGCUGGCUUCAAGCAGAGAGAGACAAGCAAGACACAAGAGAUGAAGAAAUGCCCCAGCAGCCACCAAACCAUGAGGAGGAGGAGGAACCACGCCUGAGACCAGUAUGAAGCCCACUCCUGAUGUGGAACGGGAGGACUUUGGAGGCUUCUUUUGGGCAGAAUCAAAGAUAACCGAACAGGGAGUCUUUGUGCUGCUGUUCCCAAAAAUUAAAUGACGGCUACAAUGGCUCUUUUAACAAGCUUUUCCCUGCAGGAAGGAGAACUCCUUAGGAUUUUGAAAUUGAUUCUCAGCAGGGUAGUAGUGAUUAGGAGUUGGGUAAAUCUAAUCCACUGGAAAGAUUUCUCAUGCACAGGAGCGGUGUACCUGUUCUUAGGGGUGAAAGAGCCUGUGGAGUCCUUGUAAGCCACCUUUCGCUGUGCUGUGUGACAUGGCAGGAGUGUGGGACCAUUCCCUUCAGUGUGGGAAUGGUCAGUAGAGUGAAACCCCUGCAAGACUCCGAGCUGGCUGAACUGCUGUAGAUCUUGUGCAACUCUGCUGUAAAUUUUGAUUGCCUCUGCUACUGAACAUAAAAAAGAAAUAGAAAAACAGGUGUCACUAGAAUAAACUGCCCGUAAUGUGCUGCUGUGUUUGUAGAAUAUGUCAGCAUGUGGAUUUGUGUGUUGGCACACAGAAGCUUGUUAUAGCUAUGGAGUUUACAGGACAGGGCUUUCCUCUCCCUGGCCAAUAACUUAUAUUCAGUUUUCAUCACUAGCAUCUUGCAAGCAAAGAUUGCAGAAAACCUGUGUGUGUGGAAGCCAGCAGAACCCCACAGCAUGGCGUUCGAAACCAGUGCUGCAGAGUGAUUCUGAGUUACGCAGUGGGCAGUGUCCAGCGGCACUGCUGGAUUGGUGCUGUCAGGAGCUCGAGGUGUAUUCACUGAGAAGCCUCGCUAAAAAGCCAGCAGUUCUCCAGCUCCGUCCUCAUGGCUCUUACAGAACAAGCUGUGAUGACGUGGUUGGCUAUCAUUCAUCAGAGAGCGCAUUAAAACCACGCUGGUGCCUGGUGUGCUCUGGCUGGGUUAAUACUUUAGGAAAGAGUAUUGUCUUGAGUUAUUCCGUGGGGAUUGUUUGUGACCUGAAAGACCCCAGCCCAAGCCCAGUUUCUCACAGUUUCAACUCCCAGCCCUCAAGCUGCAAUUACAGUCCCCGGGCUCCUGCCCACAGAGUCAGGCUGGAGCUGAGCAGAGCUUUUCGUUUUCCCUUUCCCUGGGGAGGAGGGUGUCCUGCAAGGUGACCUCUGCCCUGUCCUGACACAGAGCUGCCUGCAGUGUCUCCAUGCUGGUUGUCGUCCUUGUGGUGGGGGGCAAUUUCCCAUGCUUUCAGGGUCAGAAUUGGUUUUCUGUGUUGGGAUGUUACUGCCUGUAUUUUUUUUCUCCCAGAUGUGUUUGUUUCUUCACAAGUUUGUUCUUUGAAUUCACUUUUCCAGCAGAAAAUAAGGUUUUAAGCAUUCUUUGGUCUCAUUUUUUAAGUCAUAGCUGUUCGGAGCUUCCUGAACAAACCCUUUGCUGGAAGGAUUCAGUUCUGUGACGGUGCUAUGCUGGGACAGACAGGACAGUGCAGGCUCCUCCGUGGCUUCCAAGGUGUAGUGGGCAUGGCUGUGCCAUUGCCUCCUGCUGCUGGAGCAUCCAGGCUCGCCCAAGG
This is a messenger RNA of Cuculus canorus (common cuckoo), 4107 nucleotides long. It is a transcript of the gene SPG7, whose product is annotated as SPG7 matrix AAA peptidase subunit, paraplegin. Gene Ontology annotation, biological process: mitochondrial protein processing; protein-containing complex assembly. The transcript is spliced from 18 exons. Gene Ontology annotation, molecular function: metalloendopeptidase activity; ATP hydrolysis activity; zinc ion binding. Bases 16 to 2535 code for a protein of 839 amino acids. Gene Ontology annotation, cellular component: membrane; m-AAA complex. The record is from RefSeq and is a predicted model, not a curated record. Lineage: Eukaryota; Metazoa; Chordata; Aves; Cuculiformes; Cuculidae.